Molecule: messenger RNA, 3026 nt
Organism: Monodelphis domestica (gray short-tailed opossum)
Lineage: Eukaryota; Metazoa; Chordata; Mammalia; Didelphimorphia; Didelphidae
Gene: LHX3
Product: LIM homeobox 3
Biological process (GO): neuron differentiation; regulation of transcription by RNA polymerase II
Cellular component (GO): nucleus
Molecular function (GO): RNA polymerase II transcription regulatory region sequence-specific DNA binding; zinc ion binding; DNA-binding transcription factor activity, RNA polymerase II-specific
Source: RefSeq, a predicted model, not a curated record
CGGAGUUGGCCCCUGGGAAGGGCAAGGGGCGUCUCCGACGCUUGCCCUAACUCCUCUCCCUACGCACUGGCCCCUGCCCCGCUGCCCGCCCUCUCAGCCUAGCCCUUCACCCUGGCUGAGCGCACACUGAGCCUCUAGGCCGCCACAGAACUGGCUGGGUGAGAAGUCUCCUCUGUCCUUCCAAGUCAGCCUCCGGAAACCAGAGCCCCAGCCAGCCGCAGCAGGGUAUCAGAGAUGUUGCUCGAACCCGACCCCGAGCGGGACAGGGAGAGACCCGGAGUUCCUGCAGCGGCGGCGGUCUGCGCCUUCGGCGAGACCCAAGAGAUCCCCUUGUGCGCCGGCUGCAACCAGCACAUCGUGGACAGGUUCAUCCUGAAGGUCCUGGACCGGCACUGGCACAGUAAGUGUCUCAAGUGCAGCGACUGUCAGACACCGCUGGCGGAGAAGUGUUUCAGCCGUGGAGACGGUGUCUAUUGCAAGGAGGACUUCUUCAAGAGAUUCGGGACCAAAUGCGCAGCGUGCCAGCAGGGCAUCCCGCCCACGCAGGUGGUUCGGAGGGCUCAAGACUUUGUCUAUCACCUCCACUGUUUCUCCUGCGUGGUUUGCAAGCGGCAGUUAGCUACAGGCGACGAGUUCUAUCUCAUGGAGGACAGCCGGCUGGUCUGCAAAGCCGACUAUGAGACUGCUAAGCAGCGGGAGGCCGAAUCUACUGCCAAACGGCCUCGAACCACUAUUACGGCGAAGCAGCUGGAGACGCUGAAAAAUGCCUACAACAACUCGCCCAAGCCUGCGCGCCAUGUCCGGGAACAGCUUUCGUCGGAGACUGGUCUCGACAUGCGGGUGGUUCAGGUUUGGUUCCAGAACCGGCGAGCGAAGGAGAAGCGACUAAAGAAGGAUGCCGGGAGGCAGCGUUGGGGUCAGUACUUCCGCAACAUGAAGCGCUCCCGGGGCAACUCCAAAUCUGACAAGGACAGCAUCCAGGAGGAGGGGCCCGACAGCGAUGCUGAGGUCUCCUUCACAGAUGAGCCAUCCAUGUCAGAGAUGAGUCAUUCCAAUGGAAUUUACAGCAAUUUGAAUGAGGCUUCACCAGCGAUGGGAAGGCCAGUGGGCACCAAUGGUAGCUUCCCAAUGGAGCACAGUGGCCUUCCUGCUCAGGACCAGUAUCAUGACCUUCGCUCUAGUAGCCCCUACGGCAUCCCCCAGUCUCCAGCUUCCUUGCAGACCUUGCCUGGUCACCAGCCAUUAAUCUCCAGCUUGGUUUACCCUGACCCUGGCCUGGGCAUUGUGGCUCCAGGUGGACCUGGUGUGCCCCAACCCAUGCGGGUGAUGGGGGGAAAUGGACCCAGUUCUGACUUAUCAACAGGGAGCAGUGGGGGCUACCCUGACUUCCCAGCAAGCCCUGCCUCAUGGUUGGACGAGGUUGACCAUGCCCAGUUUUGAUAUAGGAUACAUCCCCAGCUCUAAUGGAGCCUGAGACCACAGGCUGGGUAUCUAAGAAACAGCAGGACUCCAGGCCACAUUUAUGGGGAGGAAGGAGUGAAGGGACAGAAGAUUGGGCCCCUGCCCUCCCUCCCUCUUCAUGUGCUGAACAUUCAACCAGGUCAUGGACCACCUUGAAGACUUUGGAUGCAGGGAAAGAAUGUCAGGGGGCUCCCUGGGUGCUUUCGGGACAAGUUUGAAUCCCCAGAUGGAGCCUUUUCAGGUUUGAAGAACUCUCCUCUUUUUCUUUCUGACCCAGCUCAUUCUUGUACAUGAGCAUAGACUGGGCCUCAGGAGCAGUCUCCAGCUAAAAAGACUGGUGUUUGCUUGUAUUUUUUUAAAUAGAGUCUUCUAUUUCAUCCAUUAACAGAAUAUGUCUGUACUGCUAGAGGAGAAAUGUUGCUCCAUUUACAGCCAAUCCCUUUUUUAAGCAUUCUUCUCUGGCUGCUCCUCCCUACCUUGAUCCAACACUUCAGCUAACAUUAUAGGAUUUUUUUAUUAUUAUUAGUUUAUCUGCAUUUAUUGUUUACACAUCAAAUAUUGGUGAGUCUAGGAAAGAAAAAAAAGCCCUCUUUAUUUGGAGCUCCAUGAAUUCAGAAUCUGUUUUACUUUCCACAUGGCAUUCUUGACUCUCAUUGAACCAAGAGCUCAGCAUGGACUCUGCUGAGACCUGAAACUUCAGUGUUGCUGACAUAUCCUUCCAGAACACUGACUGGUUGGAUGUCUAUUACAGGGUUUCACUGGCUAACAUAAUUUCAUUUACCAGAGUCCUUUAGUACCUUCCUUUAUAAUGAGAAUGGGUAAAAUCUUCUGCAAUGUGGGUCUUUCACUACUUCUGGCAGCCUUUCUGCUCUGACCACCACCCCUACCCCACCCUAUACAUGUGAACAUAUCACUGUUUAUCUUGAACAAGGGAGAUCUUCCUAGAUCACUUCUUACUCAUUGACACCCCCACCCUCACAGUCGGACCUCUUGGGAAAGGAAGAGCUCUAUUGGUUGGAGCUGUCUCUGUUUAUUUGCUCCCUCCAUCCACAUCAAACUGGCAAGUACAGUGGACAGCUCCUCCUUCUCUGCUUGAGCCUGUCCUUUCCAAGAGACUCUUUUCCCUGCCAAGAUUGGUUUAAGUUUGUAAACACAAGGGACUCGACGUUUGUUAGUUUCUUCUAAGACAUGGGGAAACCCCAAAAUGGUUUGAACUGCACUUAAUGUCUGUUGCCAACUCCCCCUUACUUUUGUCCCUAUGUUGGAUUUGGAUCUGGGCUUUGGUACAGCUUUCCCAUGGGCAAGGAGUCUGUCCCAUGACUCUAUUUUGUCUGCCAUUGGCCACUGGUCACCAUAGGAGGCAUCUGUAUUUCAAGAAGACCCUUCAGGCCCAGGGAGAGUUAAUUGUGAAAAAUGAGAACAAAAAGACAAAAUCACAUGUAUGUUGUUACCUGUAAAGCUGAAUAUUGAACUAACUGUAGAUUAUGUGAGCGUCCAGUGUCUUUUAUUUAUUCUCUGAUGAUCAAAUAUUUCAAGACUUCAAUAAAUUUGUCAGUUAAAGUUCA